This is a messenger RNA of Sphaerodactylus townsendi, 645 nucleotides long. Its product is annotated as proto-oncogene Mas-like. Gene Ontology annotation, biological process: G protein-coupled receptor signaling pathway. Gene Ontology annotation, molecular function: G protein-coupled receptor activity. NCBI's taxonomy places the organism in Eukaryota, Metazoa, Chordata, Lepidosauria, Squamata, Sphaerodactylidae. Bases 1 to 645 code for a protein of 214 amino acids. The record is from RefSeq and is a predicted model, not a curated record. Gene Ontology annotation, cellular component: membrane. The transcript is spliced from 3 exons.
AUGGUGGACCGCCUGCCCCAGCAGAGCCUCCAGGCUUACACAUUGUCCCUGUUCUUGUUAAUGUACAGCACUAGUCAAUUUCUACUGAUUGCUGUCAGCAUUGACGGGUGUGUGGCCGUCUUCUUCCCACUUUGGUAUAAAUGCCACCAGCCAACAUGUUUGUCAAGUGUUGUUUGUGCACUCAUAUGGGUCCUCUCCUUCCUGCUAACUGCAGUUACCUACACUCUCAGAUUAACUGGAUAUUUUGGGAUUGAAGUAUAUUUACAAUGUAUUGUGAACAUUCUGCUUUGCCUUCCCAUCAUGACUGUUACCACUGUGGCCCUGUUCAUUAAAUUCCGUUUAAAAGCUCGGCAGCAUCAGUGGAGGAAGCUUUUGACCGUCGUCUUGCUCACACUUGUCUCCUUCCUUUUCUUUGGUUUUCCAUUAAAUACCAUUCUAAUCCUCAACUAUUUCAUUCCCAAUGUUUCGUCAAUAUACCUAGCAUACACUGCAAUUCUAUUAGCCUGUCUAAAUAGCAGUGUAAACCCUGCUAUUUAUACCCUGGUUGAGAGACAAAGGAAGUCCAGAUGUAAGCAAAGCAUGAAGAUGAUCCUCCAGAAUGUUUUCAAGGAAGAAGAAGGCUGUACUGAGAGUAACCCCAGCUGA